Labrus mixtus (cuckoo wrasse) is the source of this 2733-nucleotide messenger RNA. RefSeq names its product olfactory receptor class A-like protein 4. Bases 28 to 1128 code for a protein of 366 amino acids. The transcript is spliced from 2 exons. Gene Ontology annotation, biological process: G protein-coupled receptor signaling pathway. Gene Ontology annotation, molecular function: G protein-coupled receptor activity. The record is from RefSeq and is a predicted model, not a curated record. Gene Ontology annotation, cellular component: membrane. NCBI's taxonomy places the organism in Eukaryota, Metazoa, Chordata, Actinopteri, Labriformes, Labridae.
CUAUGUUGCCAUGCAGUAAAUGAUGCAAUGUCAGAGGACCUCACUGUAGAAGCUUUUUUGUUUGGGCUAUUGGUCUUUUCUGGCAUCCUUGGAAACAUCCUGGUUAUCCAUGUGGUGCUUCAGUCAGCUGUUGAAAGUCCUUCUGGGAGACUUCCUCCCUCUGACACUAUUUUGGUGCAUCUCUCUCUGGCCAACCUGCUAACCUCACUUUUCCGCACUGUGCCCAUCUUUGUGUCUGACCUGGGCCUGAAUGUGUCCCUGUCCCCGGGCUGGUGCCGUGUCUUCAUGCUGCUGUGGGUAUGGUGGCGAGCUGUGGGCUGUUGGGUGACUCUGGCUCUAAGCGUCUUCCAUUGCACCACCCUGAGGCGACAGCAGGUGGCCUUUGGACCUUUGGUACUGCAGAGGGAGAGGAGGCGGGUAUGGAUCGUUCUAGCACUGGUGUGGGGGGCAAACCUGGCCUUCUCAAUUCCAGCUCUGGUAUACAGCACUCACGUUCAUGGCAACGCCACUGUGGAGCUGAUGGUGAUCAGUUGCACCACCAGGCCUCUGCUGGGCUGUGUGUGGGAGUUUCCCACCAUCCAGCAGGGCUCAGCCUUUGCCUCCACCUCACUGGCUUUUAAUGAAGUGUUGCCACUGGUGCUAAUGGUUUGUACCAACCUGGCUACACUUCAUGCUCUCGCAAAACACAUCCGAGCUGUAACCGCUGGUGCAGAGGCAGGGGGAACGCAUGGUGAGCUGGACAAACAUGUGGCCACUGAACGCAAAGCAGCUCAUGUCAUCAUGUCUCUAGUGUCGCUCUUCGUGGUCUGCUGGGUGCUGCAGGUUGCUGCGGUGACUUACUACAACCACGAUGGGGGACACCACGCUGAAGGGCUGCUGACUGUGGCCCACUUCUCUGCAUCGCUAUUCGUAGGAUUCAGUCCCAUGGUGGUGGCCCUCGGUCACAGCAAGCUGAGGAGGAGAAUCAUGAGUAUGAUACUGGGCUGGUCUAAAGUUCUUAAUUGUCACAGUGAGUUGUCUGAUAAGGGGGGCACAUCCUCAAAGACUAAAGGAAAUCAAACCAUUUUUAUUGUUCAAAAAGAGCAAAAGGUCAUAAAAGUGAAGGAAAAGGUCAAAUCAAUAAAGUGAGUGCAAUGAUAUCAGACUAACAAACAUAUUCUAAUAUUUAUACUUAAAUGUGCAGAGAUGCAUCAUCAAUUUAAAUCCAGUGAUUAUGUGAUCUCUGUUUCUUCUGAACUGUUAAGUAUUAAUGUUCUUAUUUAAGAUAUUCUUUUACACAUGCAACUUAAACUUACACUUGUGUUGGUAGGUCAGCUAUCAUUACUGCAAAAGAUGAUUGCAUUGAUUUUACCCAAUUCAAUCCACUGCUUCUUUUUUCUAUGGGGGUGAAAUGUAUUCAAAUGACGCUUUGAGUUUCUCAUCUCAUUUUUAUGGAUUGAUUGUUCUAUACAGUCAAGCUCAUUUGUAAAUGUCACUAUCAUGUACAAUUUCUCAGAAAGUUGUGAGCCCAAAACAAAACUUUACAAUGACUCACACCAAGUCCAGUCACUUUUGAGCUGAAGACAAAACUCUACAAAAAAAGAAACGAAAAUCUAAAAAAAAAAAAAAAAAAACUUAGGUAAAUCUAAAAAUCCCCAGAAAUUUGGUAACAAUAAAAUAGUUCUCUCUCUGUCACAAGUUACCAUUUUAUUGGUUAUCUUUAAACUGUUUUUUUCCCCAUGGUUUUGAAAGUUUUUGUAGAUUUGACCAAUCGUGUUUUCUUUGGAUCAGUUGUUGGGAAAUUUAAAAUAAAAGCAUUGUCUACAUAAAUCAUUUAAAUAAUUGGUUCAUAAAAACAAUUAAACAUCAAUUACUUUAAAAAAAAAAAAAAUAUAUAUAUAUAUAUUUAAUGCUGGAAGGUCUGUGAGAGCUGCACCUUCAGAGUUUCAAUAGAGUGUACUGUCACCGAGGGACUCAGUCAGAGGGCGAGUGCAGACUUGAUGAAAGAACGUAGACGACGAUGGCCGACUGCCAGAACAAUAGGGGACAUGGCAAUGAAAAUAAUGUUGGCAAAUCGAGCAACGACCAGAAGAAACUCAGCUGAGGAGCCACGGUUGUAGUUGAAAUAGUUGACAGAGAUAAUGCUGGUUCCCCAGGAUAAAAUAAAAAGCAUGAUGAGAGCAAGAAUCACCUGGGGAAUGCACACACAAAGCAAAGAAUUAGGGAGGAUAUGAACUCUGAUCCAAAACUGAGAUUUUGUGAAACUGUUGUAAGCUAUGUUCUUCAGUUCCAUAAAUCCUCAGGUCUACUGUAAAUCAUACUUUAUGAUUCAUCAUUCCACUUCUUAUUUAAAGGACACACUUGUUAGAUCUGAAAAUAUCCUUUUCUCCUCACCUUGGCUGCUCGUCUCUCAGCUGGCACUCGCUUAAUGACAAAGACACCUUCCACUGAACUCCUCAUCCUCCCAUGACUAUGGAGUGUGUAAAGGGAGCCAAGGUUGGUGAAGGUCAUUAGGAUAAUGGGAAUUGUUUCAUGGAUAAUCAUAGAUGUGGUGGCAUAGAGAAGGCCACUGUUGGUGGAGGGAAAGUUCCACACACAGCCCAGCAGGGGGCGUGUUGUGCUACUUACCAACAUCAGGGUCUGAUGAGAGAACAAGAAGACGAGAUGAGUAAAGUGAGGGGACUAGGGAGAGCUGGCACAAACAUUUUGUCAGAGAUUUAGGCUACUAAAAUCAUUUUUUAAAUUAAAAUAAAA